AGGAAGAAGACCAAGGCCAGCGUCAAAGCGCGAGCGACGAAGCAAAAAUCUUCUCUCCUCUCGAUCUUUCUCUCAAUCCCCUCUCUCGAUCUCGAUCCUCACUCUAGCGCAUUGCUCGCCUCCCGCGAAUUGGCGCGUUCUUGGUGGAUCGCUCAGCGCUACUGUUGCAUUGGCGAAAUAUUCUCGUCUCGUGAUCCAGUGUCCAAGAAACGAUCCGUGGCUAUGGAUUCCAGCAGCGGCGCCGCUGGGAGGAGCUCUCUGGUCUACUUGCUGCCGCUCAUCGCCAAGCCGUGGCUGGAUUCAUCGUCGGCGGCGGCGUCGCCGUCCUGGAUCCCUCUCGCGCUGGCGCUUCUUUGCGUCUUUGCCGCCUCGGCAAUCCUCUUCUGGUGCUUCCCCGGCGGCCCGGCGUGGGGAAGAUCGCUGAUCUUUAGCAAGAAGAUGAAGAACGCCGCUGCAAUCCCGGGACCGCGAGGAUUCCCCGUCCUGGGGAGCCUCCUCGACAUGGGAGCGCUGGCGCACCGCCGCCUGGCGGCCCUGGCGCGAUCACACUCGGCGGAGAGGCUUAUGGCGGUGAGCGUCGGAUCCACGCGCAUGGUGGUGUCGUCUUUGCCGGAUGUGGCACGCCAGAUCCUCGCCAGCCCCUGCUUCGCGGACCGCCCGCUCAAGCAAUCUGCGCAGGAGCUUCUCUUUGGGCGCGCCAUGGGAUUUGCGCCUUACGGCGAUUACUGGCGCCGGCUGCGACGAAUUGCAUCGGGCUGCCUCUUCUCCCCCCGCCGGAUCGCCGCCCAGGAGCCGCUCCGCCAGGCCGAGACCGCCGCCAUGGUGGCCGAUAUCUCCGGCAGCGCCGCCCGCUCCAAUGGCGGCGGUAUCGCCGUGCGUGGAUUCGUCCAGCGCGCCUCGCUCAACAGUGUCAUGAGGUCGGUGUUUGGGCGACGCAUCGGCGAUGGCGAGGAGGAGGUCCAGGCGAUGGUCCGCGAAGGGUUUGAGCUUCUGGGCGCUUUCAAUUGGUCCGACCAUCUCCCAUUCUUGAGGCAGUGGGAUCCCCAGGGCGUGGUGAAGCGCUGCCAGCAGCUGGUUCCUCGCGUGAACGCUUUUGUAAGGAAGAUUAUCCAGGAGCGCCGGGCAGAGAUGGCGGCGGCGGAGGAGGAGAAUUCUUCCAGCUCCAAAGCUGCCGGAGGUGGAGAGGACUUUGUCCACGUCUUGCUCUCGCUCCAAGGCGAGGACAAGCUCGAGGAGUCGGACAUGAUCGCGGUGCUCUGGGAGAUGAUUUUCCGAGGCACUGACACCACUGCGAUCCUCACAGAGUGGGCUCUGGCGGAGCUGGUUCUCAACCCGGACGUGCAGCACAAGCUCCAGUCGGAGAUCGACUCGGUGUGCCCGGCCGGCCAGCCGGUCCGCGACUCGGACACCGAGCGCAUGCCUUACCUCCAGGCCGUGAUCAACGAGACUCUCCGCCUCCACCCGCCGGGUCCGCUGCUCUCCUGGGCCCGUCUGGCGACGCACGACGUGGAGAUCUCCGGCUACCACGUCCCGGCGGGCACCAGCGCCAUGGUCAACAUGUGGGCGAUCACGCACGACCCCAGCAUCUGGCCCAACCCGGAGGCUUUCGACCCGGAGCGGUUCGUGGAGAACAAGAGCUUCGACGUCCGGGGCAUCGACUUGAGGCUGGCGCCGUUUGGAGCCGGGCGGCGGGUAUGCCCCGGCCGGGCACUGGGACUCGCGACCGUGAAGCUGUGGAUCGCCAGGCUUGUCCAGGAGUUCUCGUGGAUGCCUUGCGAGGACAGCCCCGUGGACCUGUCGGAGGUGCUCAAGCUCUCUUGCGAGAUGGUCAAUCCUCUGAAAGCCAGGCCAGUUUCGAGGAGGCCUCCUGCUACUCACUAAGUGGUGGUAACUUUGGCAACUAUGACUACUACUACUAUCGCUACCACUACUACCACUACUACUACCAGUACUACUACCACUACUACUUUACCGCUCUACUACUACCACUACCGCUACUAUCACUACUACUGCUACCAAGUAAGAGUUUUUCUUUCAAGUUUUUACGGGCUCUUCUUCAGUUCUCUGCUACGGGCUGCGCUUUCGUCUCCGAGUUUGACAUUCCAGUCUGGCUUUCGGGUUCUGAGAUCUUUCGAAGAGGCACAAAGCGAGAGAUUCAGGGGCAGCAGCAGCAGGACCCGAGGAAACGGAAACCCUGAGGCCAAUUUUGCAGAGUAGGAUCGUCACACAGGAUCAUCACACACGGACACAACACUAAAACCAAACAAGGAAGAAGAGUGAGAAGAGAGGCUGAACUCCUGCGACUUUCGGAAUUUUUUCUUUCUUUUUUUUCUUUUUUUUUUUCUUGUUGUGCUUUGGAUUUGUGCUUGUUGUUGUUAGUUCUUUCAGUUGCUUGUUGUUCCUUCCCAGCUAUGUACUUCGCUUCUCGCCUAUAAUUUAUUCUAAUCUUAAUGUAUCCAGUUGUCUGUC
Molecule: messenger RNA, 2469 nt
Organism: Selaginella moellendorffii
Lineage: Eukaryota; Viridiplantae; Streptophyta; Lycopodiopsida; Selaginellales; Selaginellaceae
Product: cytochrome P450 78A4
Exons: 2
Coding region: 223-1881 (552 amino acids)
Molecular function (GO): iron ion binding; heme binding; oxidoreductase activity, acting on paired donors, with incorporation or reduction of molecular oxygen
Source: RefSeq, a predicted model, not a curated record